This is a messenger RNA of Hemiscyllium ocellatum (epaulette shark), 4963 nucleotides long. RefSeq names its product Rho guanine nucleotide exchange factor (GEF) 16 (gene arhgef16). The transcript is spliced from 15 exons. Bases 655 to 2784 code for a protein of 709 amino acids. Gene Ontology annotation, biological process: activation of GTPase activity. NCBI's taxonomy places the organism in Eukaryota, Metazoa, Chordata, Chondrichthyes, Orectolobiformes, Hemiscylliidae. Gene Ontology annotation, molecular function: guanyl-nucleotide exchange factor activity; protein binding. The record is from RefSeq and is a predicted model, not a curated record.
ACUAAUGAUUGAGCCGCAGUGAAACCGGGCGGGGUAGUCAUUUCAUCAAUAGUUGGAAUUGUUGAAGGGAGUGAACGGGAAUUUCAUGGCUUGGAGGGGAAACAACUCAUACAGUCUUUCUUGCUGAGAAUAAUCCCAAACGCAAGUGGAAAUACAGUUUGUUCAAAGGUGCAGAGGUAUUUCAGAAAGUUGCCCAGAAGUUUGGGGAUCAGUUUUCCUGCUGCAGUUUGAACGGUUCCUGAACUCGGUGGGAGUGGGAAAGGGCCACACACCUUUCUCUCGUGUCCGGUUCAGCUCUUCCGGCAGAUUUUUUUUAAAAAGAAGGCACAUUGACCAGGCUUUUGCAGUUGCGCCUUGUUGCUGUUCCUGCUGAGCGGGGAACCAGCAACAUCUCUUGAGAAUAACGCCCUUAUUAUCGUCAAACGCCCCAGGGGCUUCACAGGAGUGUCCCACCCAACCAACCAACCAAACACUGACAGUUGGCCAAAGGAGAUAGUAGGACAACUGAGAGCCAGACACUUGGUCAACGAGGAGGAUGAGAAGUUCACGAUUAGGAAUUUGCAGAUCUUUAUGAUGAGAUGCCAAAUUUCUGAUGCCAAUCUGCUUUAAUUUUGACUCUUCUGUCGCAUCCUCCAAAACAGCUGGGCAAACAAAAUGUCUCAAAGGUAUUCAGACAGUAACCUGGAAGAAAAAUCGCAGGUCUUGGUGUUGGAGCAGUCAUUUAGGUCUGACUUCCAGAUCAACUCUGACUCGGACAGGUUGGUGACUGAGGGUGGUAAGCCUUCACUGCUGGGAGUAGACAACCUGGCACUGGGUAGUGCCAACUCCAUGCCAUCGCUCUCAGACAUACCAAAGGUGGUUCUGAGCACAGACAGUCCAGCUGCACUGAAGAAGGGGCACCAGCAGAUUAUCCCCAGCAAACUGGCCGUGACGACCAAGACUAAAAUGCGGCCUCAGAGCAGUGGGCCGUCCGGCAGGCGGGAUAGCGGCAGGAGGGAAGUGCGGAGUAUGCCGCCAACUGACUUGUGUUAUGAGGACGGAAGUAAUACAGGGAGCUCAAGCGGGACUCUGCAACGUAAUCGCCGCAACAUGUCAUACAAGGUGGCAACAGACAGCUUGUCCGAUUACUCUGAGGGGCAGAAGCUGUUAUCCCCUCCCACACUGUCACCUGUAGUGGAGACGGCGACAGUGCAACCAGCUCGAAGUCCAGGCAGGACCAAGCGGACAUUAGGAAGAAAGAAAGGACCCAGAAAUCGAAGUUCCUUUAAGGAUGAUCCUAGGCUAUACCAGGAGGUACGGGAGAGAGGCCUGGACAGUGUUCCAGAGUCAGACGAUGAUUUACUGGAUGACACCAGGCACUUGGAAUCUACAGAACCGGACGACAAGAUUGUGGUUCAGAAUUACCGACCGGCACAGAUGACAUGGAGCCAGUUACCACAGGUUCUAGAGCAAGGGAUUCUGGAGACUCUGCCGGCUGAGGAACGCAAGAGGCAAGAGGCCAUCUUUGAGAUCAUUGUGUCCGAGCACUCCUAUCAGCACAGUCUGACAGUCCUAAUAGACAUGUUCAAGAACUCCAAGGAACUACAGUCAACCAUGACCACCACUGAGCACCAUCAUCUCUUCUCCAACAUUUGUGAUGUUCAAGAGGCCAGUAAGAGAUUUUUUGAAGACCUUGACAUGAGGCUCCAGCAGAACCCACUUAUCCAAGAUAUCAGUGACAUUGUGGAGCACCACGCAUCAAACUGUUUUGGUGCUUACGUCAUCUACUGCUCAAAUGAAAUCUACCAGCAACGAACGCUCGAGAGGCUACUCAAUUCCAACACACAUUUCAAGGAAACACUGAAGCAGAUUCAGACCAAUUCAAGGUGUGGAGGCCUACCCAUCAUCUCCUUCCUGAUUCUACCCAUGCAGAGGGUGACUCGACUCCCACUCCUCAUGGAUACUAUUUGUCAAAAGACCAAUCGUUAUCGAGUGGAGUAUGAUGCAGCCACCAGGGCAUUGAAAGCCAUCAGUAAGUUGGUUAAAACAUGUAAUGAGGGAGCACGGAGGAUGGAGCGAACGGAACAGAUGUGUACAAUCCAGACACAGCUACACUUUGGGAAGAUUAAGGCCUUCCCUCUCAUCUCCACUUCACGAUGGCUACAGAAAAGUGGGGAGCUGACUGUCUUUGUGGAAGAGUCUGGAAUCUUGCGCAAAGUGUUUGGGAAGCAAAGUUGUUUCCUCUUCCUUUUCAAUGAUGUGUUGAUCAUUACCCGGAAACGAAGUGAGGAGAGUUACACGGUGCAGGACUACGCCAUGUUGGACCAGGUGGAGGUGGAAGCACUGGAGAGCAACGAGUCUCCCCACUCUCCCCCAGGCAAAGCCGGGAGUGGUGGAACCCUCCCUCGCACCAACUCCAAUGCUAGCCUCUUCAAAAUAAACAUGAAGAAAAACAGCGCUGGUGAAAUGGAGGAAAUUGUGUUAGCUACAGACUCCGAGAGCGACCGAGCUCGCUGGAUCCACGCCCUCCAGGAGAACCAUGACGACCUCGUCAAUAAAGAAGGCCUCCCACAGGUAGAGAUUACCAAGGCCUAUCUGGCCAAACAGCCGGAUGAGCUGACACUCCAACAGGCUGAUGUGAUCGUGGUCCUCCAGAUGGUCGAUGGCUGGUACCGGGGAGAGAGGAUACGUGACUGGGAGAUGGGCUGGUUUCCUGAGUCCUGCGCCAAGGAAAUAACCAAUCGCAUCGCGGUGCGACGAAACGUCCAGCGAAUGGAGAGAUUGCGGAUUGAAACUGACGUCUAGUUCUGGCGUCAGAGCCAAAGCUCCGUUUGUUCUGGCGUGACGGAGCCUGGAGUUUAACAAAACUGCCAAGGCUGUUGUGACAAACUUGGCAACCAACUUUUCCCAUUAGUCAUUGCCAUCAGACUGUGUAAUUGUAGCACUGGGGCUGAAUGACCCAUCAAAAAUGAUCAAUGGAUUAAAUAUGUUAGUCAGGGGUAGUUAAGGAAUAUAUUUUUCAAAAGGAGUUUGACUCUGAUCGCAAAUGAUUGGUAACCCAGUCACCAGCCUCUUUGAUUACGCCCUGUCUGUGCAGCAAGGCACUUUUUAAAGCAGAAUUUGAAAUGCUAUAUAUUUUUAAACUCAGGACCCAUGUGAUUAUGGAUGUAGAGAUUGGGGGGGUGUGCAGAGGGGGGUGGAGUGAUAGGGGAGGGUGAUUGUAGUUAAAAACCUACCAUUCCUGAUUUUAUUUCCAUGAGUUCAAUACCUAAUCCAGGAGUGAAAUUCCAGCAUUACCAAAGCAGAUCCUAUCUCAGCAUCUGAAAUGGAAGGUUUUAAGAACUUUUGUUCGUUUUGUUGCAGAUUGGUGUCUAUUGGUAACUGGUGCAAAGUCUUGCAAGAGACCUGUUGCAGCAGACAAACCUAUUGAUCAGUUACUCCAGUUAAACAAAGUUCUUGUCCCAUGUUGAACACCUUUAAAGUUAGAAACCAAAAUAAAGCUGUUCCCUGCCCACACCUUCCACAGUGAGAGGGAGGCUGUGUAUGACUCGGAGCAACUCUGUAAAAGCGAGCGUAGUUCAUUACCCUCAGCUUGUUCACUGAGAUGGUAUUGACUGAUCAUAUGGGCUCUGUCACCAAGAUUCUUAAGCAAAUUUCUCUUGUGAAUGCCAUGCAUACAAUUGGCCACAAUUCCCUUCUCAGACUCCUUGUGUUCUAUCCAUCUUCUGUUAAGGAUGGCUGGUUUUGGAAGGUUUAACUUGUGAAACCACACAGUGAAACCUCAAAUCCUAAUGCUGAUCAUUGAAACCAGGCUGGUGUCCAUGGACACUGGAGUGCUGCACGCACACAUACACAGAUACACCUCCACCUCCAAGGAGGACGAGCGGGGUGUGGACAAUGGAUACAAAGCGGGAAGUGGAUAAACACAGGAAUACAUUGUCGAGCAGAUGGCUUACACUACUGGUUGCCAACACUAAUUUGUUACAUUCCUGCUCCUGACUGGCCUAUCUCGACAGUCCUGGUGAGGAAGAUGUCUUUGAUUUGAACCUGCUUGAUUUUAGGAUAUCUGUACGAGAGUGCCAAAAAUAAACAUUUGCCUUGCCCCCACCCUUGACAACCUUGAACUGCUCGCUUUACUCUGAAGUUUGGUGAGAAAUGACUGCUUUAUAAAAUCCAUCCCUGAGAGCCUUCCCCUACUGUGAAAUGACCUUGUGACGCGUUGCCUACAGUUCCCUGUGGGGCUUGACCUGGUGAGUGUCAUGCCUCCCCUAUUCCAAGCAUGGGCAUUUUGUGGACUUUUAUUUUGCCAAAGAUUCUGAUAUUCUGGUGGUCAGGCUCCAGAAGGAAAACCAUCCCCAAUUGCCCAAUCCCCUGCCACCAAUGUGUUCUGAGCAGAGUAGGAGACUUCCAGGCUCAAUACCCAUCCCAACCUAAAACGUUCUUGGUUUGGUGGUGUAGAAUAAUGUUGUAGAGACACAAUCAAUGAUGCUCGUUUUGGAAGGAGGGAGAUCGCUUCCCAUCGCCAACACUCUGUUGGCAUUGUCUGCAGUGAUUUAGUGCCACCCUCUGCCAUUGCUAGCUCACUUUCCUUCCCCCCUCACCAUCAAUGGGAAACCUAACAGAACAUGAGUGUAUUGAUGAGCUGAUUUGCUGUCUCCUGCUUCACAUUGCUGCCAAGAUACGUUUUACUUAAGAUAAUAGGGAGAGGGGUUUAAAGUAAAGGGAGAUUCCUUAAUUUUGAGGAGGAUUUUAAAUGUCACCCAGUCAAAGGGCAACAAUGUAGAGGUGGGCUCAGGGUUAAAGAAACCACCAUGAUUUUGCUUUUGUUGCUGAACUCCCCUCUGUUGAGAUGAUCAACUCAUUGAUCAUCUUCUGCCAUUUGAUAGUCACACUGGAACUUGCCAAAUGUUUUUUAAUUAAAUGAUGCAUAUUCCUGAGAUGGACAGUUUUUAUGAAUGUACAAAUAUAUAUUUCUUACAAUUUA